UCGAACGUCGCGGCGCUACCAUAAAGUCUGCAACGACGCGCCGGCCGCAUCAUCUGCGUGCUCCAGCACUAACGGCGCCGCUGCCCUACAUCCCCGUCAGCUGAGUUAGGGGUGUCACAGUGGUGGGGGAAAGAGCUACUGCAUAGCGCAACGCGGCGCAGCAAUAGCGAGUUGACGGACCUACGAAGAGGCCCCGCUAUACCACACACCGCGAUCUAACCGGGUUUUCAGAAAAUCCACAGUCUUCGUACACGACAAAGAAGAACUGGUUUCAAACGGGGUAUAACUGCGGACAAAGGGGCUGUGACAUAGACAGGGUGUUUGGAUGGAGGCUGUGAACGGCGUGGCCGCAGGGCCGCCACCCCCCAGCCCCCUAACAGGGUGCUAUUUGCUGGUCGUGCUCGGAGAACCCCACACCGGCUCCCACAAGGAUAUUAUACUGCAGAGGCUGGCCAAAGGCCUCUUAUCAUGGAAUGUGAAUGACUGCCUUGUUGAUUUAGAAAAAGAAUUGACCAUAGUAACAGAGCAGGGAUUAGAAGGAGAAGAAGCUAGAUAUGGUGAAAGACUGAUCCAGUUCGCUUCCGAAAACCUAGUCACAGAAAUAUUAAUCCACCCAUCAGUUAGCACGCUUGUACAGUGUGUUCGAAACCUAUUAAGCAGCUUUACUAGACAUCGCCACAUCAUACAUGCAGGGUAUACCUUCGCCGCAAACGGUUCCUGGAUCUUACAAGAUGGAACAUUUUCCUUGGCGGAUUUCUCAGAAGCCUUUCAAGAAAUCGACGUUCAACGCGUCAUUAGAGCCUACGAAAAUGGCAUUUCCUUCGACAUACAUUGCUCUCCUGAGGGAGAAUGGAUGAAACUCCCUAAGGAAUCUUUCACCCGAGGAUGUAAAUUGAGGGUUAAUCCAGAUGAUGUGUUGGAUUCUGGAUCACCAGCAAUAGCCAACUUUGUAAACUAUAUAUCCCCCUUCUUAAUUCCUGCUGAACUAGAGAAUAUCUUAGAGAGCUCAGAUGUAGUAGGAAAUAUAAGAUUUUCCAGGCCCACACUAUAUGUAUUCCCAGGAGGCCAAGGUGAUGCCGCGUUAUUUGGUAUCAAUGGGUUCAACAUGCUUGUAGAUGGAGGAUUUAGCAGAAAAGCAUGUUUCUGGGAUUUCGUCCGUCAUUUAGACAGAUUGGAUGCAGUGAUGCUCACAAGACUGAAUAAUAGUAAUGCCAACGGAAUAGGAGCUGUGCUCAGAAGAAAAGCUCAAAAUGCUGUAUAUCCACAAAUUGGACACUUCUUCUGCAAUAUCCAGAACCGAAAAGCGAACCUAAGCCCUGACGGUGACAAGGACAAGGACCCUCUGGUGGUGAACCUCUUAGAAGAGGGACAAGAAUUGAUCUCAAACCUCCGUAGCCUAGAACUGAAUCCUCAGCUGUGUUACCGCGAUUCCGAGCCUAUAAAUCUGUACCAUAAAGUAGGCCAUGGAACUUUAGAUAUGUACGUAAUCAAUCCUGCCAAAGAUUCUAGAGAAGUCAAGGAAUUUUUACUCAGAUGGAAUAGUAACGACCACAAACUUUUCGCCAACCAUAAAUUCAGUAGGGAAUGUAUGUUACCUUUGCAAAAUAUCGUAUCUAUUUGUGCCCUCCUUGUUUGGAGACCGGCAAAUCCCAACGAUACCAUCACCAGGAUACUAUUUCCUGGGAGUGCACCACAAAACAAAAUCUUCGAAGGGUUAGAUAGACUCAAAAACUUAGAGUGUAUCAAACACACUGUUUGUACAGAAAGAACCUUAGCUCCUCCUCCUAAACUGAAGUCCAAAGAGAAUAUUCUGGAUAGGAUAGUUCCUCCAGAAAAGCCUAAAUCCGAAAUGAAGAGAAACAAACCAAGACAAACGCCAGAGAAUAAACUAAUAGAGGACAACAUCAAAAAUGGUCUUCAAAAUGGUCACGCUGAGAAGACUGUUAAAAAAUCCGGAUCUAUUGAAAGCGACAAGAGUGAAUCUAAACCGCCAAAACCAAAACGAGAAGAAAAUAAACUGACAGAAAGUAAUAAGCAAGAAAAAGAAAAAAUUCAGAAGUCUAAACCUGAUACCAAUGGUGUCAGAAUGAGACAGAAACCUUCUGAGAAGAAACCCUCACCGCCUACACCUAAAAAGACUGUAGAUACCAAAAAAUCUGAAUUGGAUAAAGAAACCACAAACCAAAGAGUGCGAAGUAAAGUUUCUCCUAGUGCUACUCCAGCCAAGAGUACGAAAGAUGCAACAAACAGGAGAGUUUUAGAUAAAAGCCGAACAGCACCGAAAAGAGAAGUGAAAGAGGCUAAGCAAACAGAGAAGAAAGAAGAACCAAAAAAAGUUGAGAGAAAACCAAUUUCUAGACGACCAAAAACCGACAUGAAAUUACCACAAAGUCCAGUCAAGCGAGCAAUCAAUGGUACACAUAAACCUGACUCGAUAUCCAGAAAAGGUAAACUCGACAGAGAUGUUACAACAGACUCCAGCACUGUCAGUACUCCAUCUGUUGAUCAGGACACUCUCUUAAAGAAAGACUUGUCUAAGCUCACACCAGAAGAAGUGCAGCAGCUCAAAGCCCAAGAACUAGCUGAACUCAAAGAAGAACAAGAAGCCAUCAAAGAACUAGAAGCCGUAUUCAGAAAAGGUGACAAAAUAACUGAGGCAUCGUCAGAUCUCAGAAAAGUCAAAGAUAUUUCCAUCGAUGACAAAACGGAUACUGAGGAAUACCUCAUUGUUGAGAAAGAAGUAAUUGAACCAAGUCAACCAGAAGAAAGCGAAGCCGAUGCUAAAGAAGAAGAAACUGUUAAAUUAGCGAGGGACAGUGAAGAAAGUGAAAAAAAGAGAGAUGAAUCUGAAACGAAAGAUGAUCUCGAUAAAGACCGACAAGUAGAUACGGAACAAGAAGAGAGUGGCAUUGGCGAACAGGAAACUGAUAUAGAAGAAGGGGAAGAAAUUCAGGAAAAUGAAAUUUCAAAAGAACCCUCUAUUCAAAGUCCAGAAGAAAACAAGAGAAUCAUUUCAAAAGAUGAAGAAAUGAAAGAACAGGCACUAGAAUCUCAGCCUGACGAAAGAGUGUCCGCUAACAUUGAAUCAGGAGCAACAACAACAGCUCCAACACUACCAGAAGAUGAAAGAAUACCUCUCAAUGAGAUCAAAGAAGAUAUUGUAGAUCAAAUCGAGGAAAAACAUGUGAAAGAGGAAACUAAAGAGAAGGAGACAAAAGAAGAGAUCCCAGUCAUAACUUUCACGACCAAAACUGCUGAAAAUAUAACCAAACUACCAUCUGUUGUAGGCAUACGCUUAGAUAAGGAGACCAGGAUUAGGGAUAUAGUAAAAACACCAGAUGAAGUAGCAGACUUACCUGUUCAUGAGGAAGUUGAUGUAGAACAUUUGACCGAAUUUGCGCAUGAAAGGGUCAAAUCUAAGGAUGAAAUUUACGGAGAUUCCCUUGUCAAAGACGAAGGGCUUACUAGUCCGAAGAAAUCAGAAGAAAGUCAAAAAGAAGAAGAGAAAAUAGAUGCUGCAGAAGAAAAAGUUUCAGUUGUUCCUCAGGUGGCUAAGAAAGAAUCAGAGGUUGAAGUCACUGAAGAAGCAGAUAAAUCGAAUGUAAAAGAAAGCCAACCUUUAGAGAAGAGUCCACUACAAGAAGAAAUCGAUGUGCAUGUUGAAACAACCAUUAAACCGGUUGAAGUUGUGGAGAAACAAGAUGAUACCAAAGAAGAUGAUUCAAUCGAGCUGAAGGACGAUACUCGGGAGAAAGAAUUAUCUGUGGAAAAACAACCCUCUGAUAAGAAAAUCCCUGAAGAACCCAAAGAUAUACCUCAAGCAAUUCCGCAGUCUUCAGAACUACCCAAAAAGGACAUAAUCGAAGAGGAAACAAUUCCCAAAGCAGAUGCUGUUCAGAAGAAGGAAACUAUUGAGGAAAUAGUCCAAAAAGAUUCAAGUGAGCAGCCAACCAUCGAUCAAGAGAUAAGUAGUAUCUCCAAGAUAAAAGAAGUUAAAGAAGAGAAAAAAGAAUCGAAGGAUAUCGAUGAAAAAUACGAAAAAUCUGAUGUGUUAGUAAAAGAUUCGAAAGAAAAGGAAAAAUUGGAGACAACCAUACCUCAAAUUCCAGAAGUAGAAUUAAAGUUACAAAAAGCUGAUAUUGUGGAAGAAGAAUCAGAAAAACCCGAUGAAGCUGAUGAAAUAUGUACAAAACAGACUGAACCUUAUGAACAAAAAAUUCACCACGAAGACGAAAAAGAGUCCACUGGAAAAAUUUCCGGAAUAACCACACCGGUAGAAAAGAAAACCAUUGAAUCAGCAGUAACAGAAAAGAAGGAAAGUGUCCCUGAAAAGGAUAGUCCAAGCAAAACGCAAGAUGAGAGUAGUGACAGAAGAGAAAGUGUUGAUGAUGUACAAAAAGUUGAAUUAUCAGGUGAGACUCACCAAGAAGCCAAAAUUAUACCAGAAAAGGAAAUGAGCUUGUAUUCAGAGUUGAAACAAGAAGAACUGAAAGCAGAGGAACAAGACAAAGAGCAGGAGAAAAAAGUUGCAGAUGAACCCAUCGAGACUUCACUGAAGAAAGAAAAAGAUGAGGAAUCUCAUGAGGUUGACGAAAAAACCUCUGAUCUGAUAUCAAAUGCAAAUGUUGAAGAAAAGGCGGAGAAAAUACAAACGAAACCUGAACAAUCCGUGAAAGUAGAAUCUAAGAAAGAAGAAAUCAAAAAUUUAGGUGAUCUUUCAAUAGACGAAGCUGUUACUGGAAUGCAAGACGAAAAAUCACAUGAAAUUCCAACGGAAAAAGUUGAGCAAUCUUCAGAUGAGAGUUUGAUAGGAAAAGAACUUCUGAAGCAAAUAGAACAUCCCGAAGAAAAAGACGAUCAGAAAAUAAGUGUAGAACAAACGAUAGAUUCCUCUCAAAACGAACAAGACCAGACUCUACACACUGUUCCAGAAACGAAAACCCAUAUCCCUGUUCAUACAGAGUUGGACAAGGAAGAAGCAAAAGAAGAACGAAAAAUGAGCAUAGCUGAGAAAGAAGAACGAAAAAUGAGCAUAACUGAGAAGGAAGAACGAAAAAUGAGUAUAACUGAGAAAGAAGAACGAAAAACGAGCAUAACUGAGAAAGAAGAACGAAAAAUGAGCAUAGCCGAGAAAGAAGAACAUCAGCUUAAACUAGAAGAUGAGAAAGAAAUGGAACUUGGAAUGUCUGCUGAGUCCUUGCGGAAAGGAGAUGAAAAAACUGGUUCAGAAACGAAAUCUGAGACUCCUGUUCAUUCAGGGUUGGACAAGGAAGUAGUGGAAGAAGAAAGAAAAAAGAGCAUAACUGAGAAAGAAGAACAGCAAAAACUGGAAGAUAAAAAGGAUGUAAACAUUAUAUCCGUUGAGUCCUUGCCGAAAGAAGAAGAAAAGAGCCCAAAACCUAUUUCACAAACGGAUUUGGACAAGAAAGAAGUGAAAGAAGAACGAAAAGAGAGCAUAACUGAGAAAGAAGAACGAAAAGAGAGCAUAACUGAGAAAGAAGAACGAAAAGAGAGCAUAACUGAGAAAGAAGAACGAAAAGAGAGCAUAACUGAGAAAGAAGAACGAAAAGAGAGCAUAACUGAGAAAGAAGAACGAAAAGCGAGCAUAACUGAGAAAGAAGAACAUCAGCAAAAACUAGGAGGUGAGAAAGAAUUGGACCUUGGAAUAUCUGCUGACUCCUUGCGAAAAGAAGAUGAAAAAACUGGUUUAGAGACAAAAUCUGAGACUCUUGUUCAUUCGGAGUUGGACAAGGCAGAAGUGGAAGAAACUGAGAAGGAAGAACAACAAAAACUGGAAGGUGAAAAGGAAUUAGACAUAGAAAUAACCACUGAGUCCUUACCGAAAGACCAAGAAAAAAGUCCAAAACCUAUUUCAGAAACGAAAACUGAGCCUGUUGAUCACUCGGAGUUGAGUAAGGAAGAAGCUAAAGAAGAACGAAAAAUGAGUAUUCAUGAGAAAGAAGAACAUCAGCAAAAACUGGAAGGUGAAAAGGCAGUAGACCUAGAAAAAACCACUGAAUCUUCGACUAUCGAAGAAGAAAAAACUGUUUCAGCAACGGAAACCCAUGUUCCUGAGCAUUUGGAGUUGGACAUGGAAAAAGCGAAAGAAGAACGAAAAAUGAGCAUACCUGAGAAAGAAGAACAUCAAGCAAAACUCGAAGGUGAAAAGCAGAUAGAUCUAGGAAUAACCACUGACUCCUUGCGGAAAGAAGAAGGAAAGACUACAGAAACUGUUUCAGAAACCAAAACCGAGACUCAAGAUCAUUUGGAAAAAACAAAAGAAGAACGAAAAAUGAGCAUAAUUGGAACAGAAGAGCAUCAGCAAAAGCUAGAAGAUGAAAAUAAAGCGGACCUAGGAAUAACCGCUGAGUCUUCGCAACACGAAAAACAAGAUACUCCACAAACUGAUUCUGUAAGUAAAAUCGACCCUUCAGUUCACUCAGAAACGAAAGAAGAACGAAAAAUGAGCGUAUCUGCGAAAGAAGAACAUCAGCAAAAACUAAAAGAUGAAAAAGAAGCAGAACUAGAAAAGUCAUCCGAGUCUAAAACAGUUGCAGAUUCAGAGAGAAUGUCCGAUGAGAAAAUUGAAUCUUGUGAAACGACCCAGUCUGGAAAAGAAGAAAAAAGUGCAGGAAUCGAUGAAGAUUCUUCAGAAUUGAAAAAAUCACGAAGUCCUUCACCAUCCAAAUUAUCAGAAAGAAAAUCUAGUAAGGUCGAGCAAGAAUUGAAACAACAAGUCGCAGAUUCUAUUGAGCCAAAGAAAGAAGAACAUAAGGAGAAGGACAUGCAAAAAACGGAAACGAAAAAGGAUGAUGACUUUACAGCAGCUCAAGAAAAACAAGAUGAAAAAAUUGUUUCACCGGAAAAACUUCCGGCUGAUCAUAGGGACGAAUUGAAGGAAACUUAUCUCGAAAGAGAUGAAAGUAAAGAUUCAGCUGAAAAAACAGAAGUAUCCUCUGCUGCGAAAACGAAAGAAGAUUCAGAAACUGCUUCAAAAGAAGUUGCAUCAAAAGAUCUUGAAAAACCUGGUGCACAAACAGAAGAGAAAGAAUCACAACAAUUGAAAGCAGAAGAACAAGAGAAGGAACUGAAAGACACAGUAAUGAGAUCUCCAGAAAGACGAGAAAGUUCAUCAGAUCAAGGAAAAGCACCAGAAAUUAUUCCGACUGAAGAAGAAAGGAAGAGUGAAGAUUCAAAAACAGUAGGAGUUGAGGAACAACCAAUAAUCGAUCAGGAAACUAAGACUUCCGAACAACAGGCUCCAAGUGUGGAAUUGAAAGAAGAAACAGAUACUAAAGAAAAAACUGAAGAUAAAAAAUUGCAGGAUGAUAUUGAGAACGAUCAGCCAAAAAUGAUCUCGAGUGAGAAAGAUUUGCAUGAGAGGAAGGACAGUAUAACGAAAACUCCUGAGAAAAUAGUUGAGAAGAUUGCUCCAGAAGAAUCUGAUGAUAUAACAACUAAUCUUCCAACUGUAGAAACAAUUGCUACUACAAAAGUACCAGAAACUCCUAUAUCACCUUCUUCAGAUGAUUUAAUCAAAAAAGAAUCUAUAACCCAAUCAGAAGAACAAAAAUCAAUAUCACCUACAGAUAAAGAAAAAUCUCCAGUUGUUCAGAUUUCUCCUUCAGAAAAAGAUGCAGUGCUCAGCGCUAGCGCUCAUGAAUCUCCAGAAAGUUCAAUUGUUAGUAAACCUUCCGAAGAUGUAGCUCAAGUUCACGCCAAAGAACAAGAAAAGUUAGAAGAUGAAAAGUUGGAAUCUCAUACCAUAUUAUCCGAAAAAGUGGAAGUGAAAACAUCCCCAAGUUCAGAUGAGAAGGAAAAAUCAGAUUCCCAAAAAUCUGAAAUAAUCGAGAAGAAAGAAGUAGAGUUACUAACUGGAGAAGAAAAAUCGAUCAAAAAUGAAAAAAUUGAAACGACUGAAAAGACGAUAUCUAAACCUCUUGAAGAUGAAAUCUAUGAAAGAAGCAAGAGCCCAGAUAAAAUUCAAGAUAUAUCUGGUAAAUCCGAAGAACAGAGUAUCGACGCCAAAUCAUCAGAGAAAAAACUGACUGUCGAUGAAGAAAAAUCAGGAAAGAAAGGUGAAGAUGAUUCUGAAAAGGAUGAUACUUCAGAUAUCAAAGUGUCAUCAUCACCAGUUCAACAAACUACACCAAUUAAACCAAUAGAAAGCACUGCCGAUUCACAUGAUAGAAAAUCUAGUACUGUAAGUCUCAAAGAAGAACUCGAAAUAUCCCAAACUGAAAUGGAAAAAGAAGACAAGGAGGAAGAUGACCGAAAAGCUUCUAUCGAGAAAAUAGAAAGCUCUGAAUCGUUCCUCACGCGCAAAUUUAGCGUUGUUCAUGCAGAGAAAGAAAUAUCCAUAGAAGCUGAAAAGGAUAAAGAAAGUACAACCUCUAGUACUGAAAUUAAAGAAAAAUCCCCUGACAGCAUUUCAUCAGGAGAAACAUCUACUACGGUCACUACCGAAAAAGAAACACCACAAUCAGCAACUAAAUCUGAGAGUAAAUUUGAAGAGGAUCAAGAAGAUUCUGCCAAAGAUAGCACACCGAAAACAAAAGAAACUGAUGAAAAACUUGACUUAAAUGAGCAGAAGAUCCCUGAGAGUACAUCACAUAAAGAUAUGGAACAAACAGAAGUUAAAGCUUCGACUUGUUCUGUUGAUCUUGACGACGAUAUCAAAACUAAAGAAGAAACAUGUACACAAUUAAUUAGCGAAGGGGAUGAAAAGCUUCAGAAAGAUAUCUCAUCUACAGAAGUAAAAUCUCCAAAAGAAAUUUCUAGAACAUCAUCGCCCUUAGAACCAGAAAAUAAAAAAGUGGCGGAAGAAUCUACUCAUGAUAAGACCAAAAUAUCAGUCGAUCAAGUAGAAGCGCAAACACUUGUGGAAGAAAAGAGACCAUCAGUUGGAGAUGUGAUCUCUGAUAAGAAAACAACCGCCCUAGAAACAAUUUCAAGUGAGAAAGAACACAAAUCAUUGGAUAGUGAAAAGGAAACCACAGGAGGAGAAAAGGUUGCUUUGGAUUCAAGUAAGCAUUCUGUAGAAACAGAGAAAUCCACAGCCGAAAAAUCCGAGAAAGCAACACCAGAAUUGGAAGUGAAAAAAGAAAUCGAAAAAGCUGAUGAGAAAGCAGAUUCUCCAAAGGAUAAACCGAUUUCACCAGUUGAAAAGCAGAGUCAUGACAAAGAUAUCGAAAAAGUUCAUGAUAUGGAACAAAAAGACAAUAAAUACGCUUCAAUGUCAACUGAAGAGGCAGAAGAACACAAAGACAUCAAUUUGAAUCGUGAGUUAAAAUCGAAAAAUGAAGUUGAGAAUGUAAUUGAGAAAGGUGGAGAGAAACCCGUUCAAAUUGAUGAAUCUGCCACAAAAACACCAGAAGAUACGGAAAAAGUUGAAAUUAUUGAGAAGCAAGACCAUGAAACUGCUGAAACGGAAAAAGGAUCUAUAGCCAAAAAAGUCGAAGAACAGAAACUACAUAAAGAAAUGCCACUGGGUGAUAUAAAAGACUUUUUGGAACAGGAAAAACUGCACAGUCACAAAGAGAGAGGUUCAUUAGGGGAAAUACCUACAGCAGUAGCAACAAAACUCGAGGAAAAACGUGAGGAAAAGUCAGAAAUGGGUGAAGAAAAGUCAGAAAAAAGUUCAAGUGAGACCCCGCUAUCGAUUGCUGAGCAAAAAGAACAAAGAGAAGAUGAUUUGAAACCUAAAGUAAUCAAUCAAGAAAGUGGUAUUACAGAACCAAAAGAUAAUCAAGAAGAAACAUCAGAAAGCAGGCCUUCUUCUAUCAUUUCUGAUGACAGAAUCAUGAAAACUGAGAAGAUCAAGAUAGAUCUAACUGAUAAGCCAGAACAUGCUGAACCUGUUCUUCUGAAAUCAACACCGGAAUCUCCAAUCAUCAAUAUUGUUCCUCAAUUGCCCGUUCUGCCUACUGACAUCGACAAAGCAGAGUUAGGCAGGAAAUCACCUGCAGAACGCGAAGAAGAUGUCGCCAAAAUCGUGGCUAGUGUAGCAACUGUCCUUAAAUCUGACGCUCCGUUGGAGGUGUUCCACAAACAGAUACCCCUCUAUACGACAGAGCUCAGAGAAACUCAUAUUACAACAUGUGAUUCCCCAGUGACAGAGAAGGACAUUCAUAUCGAAUUGCAACAAGAAGCAGAUUGGAAGGAUCAAGAAGCGGAGUUCUUAAAAGAUUUGGAAUCCAGCAUCAUAGAAGAUAAAAAAGAACAGAUUGAAGAAAGUUCAAAGACUGAAGAACCCGAAGAUUCUGGCACAGUUCAUAGAAUGUUAGUCACAGCAUCGAGCGAAGAUGGUGGUGAAGAAACAGAAAUAUGUCCUCCUGGAACUAUAAUAUUCUCCAGAAGUUCUGAAAGCUCUGGAAGAUCAUCUCCUGAAAAUAUGUCCAGAAAAUUGUCCCAAACUUCAUCGAAUCUGGAUACCAUAUCUGAUCAGACCACCGUCAAGGAACUGACAGAUGCAUUAUCCAAAAAAGAACCUGUAAUCGAAGAAGUAUGCAAAUCUACGAAGGGAGUUUUGGAGGGAGCACGCCAAUCAGAUAAAGACCAUGCCACACAACAAAUCUAUCCUGAUAUAGAUUUAAAGGACGAGGUAAAAUCUCUGGAAGAUCAAAUAGAAGAAGCAAUCAGGACGGAUAAGAGGAAGGAUGAGGGCAAAGACGAGAAGAAAGAAGAUAAACGAAGUGAAAUACAAGAAAUUCUAACCGAAGCCCUGCAAGACGUAUCUCGGGAUGCUGAGGACGUCAAAGAAACGGUUGCCGGUAAAAUUGGAAAUGUCUUUGGUAGCAUCUUUUCUGGAGCUUCCAAAGUGAGCGAAGCUUUGAGCCAUACAUUAAGUGACAGUGUAAAAGUUGUUGAGUCUAGCAUCGAUGAGGGAUUAAAAAAAGUAGAGAGUGAAAUUGGCGAAGUAAAACAUAAAAUAGAAGAUGCUGAAUCUAAAGUGGUGGAUACAUUGGUAGAGAAAAAAGAAAUGGCUGAACAUAUUGUUGCCGAUCAUUUGAGGGAAUCAGUCUCUGCUCUGAGUGACACUAUUGAUAAAACAGAUAAAGCUAAGGACUCCUUAGUGAAACAGACUGAAGACACUUUGGAUAAGAUGGCUGCUCCCUUGAGAGAAACACUAGGAGAUGCCCUCUCGAAUUUAGCUGAAUCCCUGAAGCAUAAAGAGGAAAGAUCAGAUACGGCACAUAAAGAAGAGAAAGAAAGUGACUCGAAAGACAAACCAACAAUCAGUGAAGAUGUAGAGACAGAUGAAUUUAAAAGAUGGGUUGUAACAUCCGGAGGAGAAAUAACUCAGCAAAUCUAUCCUUCUUUGAAGGACGACUUGAAAAAUGUUACAGACAAAGUCGAAGAUACCAUAGGUCAAAUAAGUGGUGGUAAGAAAGAAAGUCCUGUUGAUUUGGAAAAGCCACUGGAAAAAGUGGAGGAAUCUAUCACAUCAGUUAUUAGUGAUGCUACAAAGGAAAUCGAAGAAGCUCUAGGGAAGCUUCAAGAUACUAAAGAUAUUUCGAGUGAAGAGUAUGAGAAAAAAACUGAAGCAUCCCCUUCCAAAGAAGAAAAGAAAGAAGAAUUAGUCAAGGAUAUCGAUCAAAAAAUAAGUAGUACCAUUGAAGAUUUAGGUGAAAUUGUUCAAGACACCAAAAAGGCGGUUGUUGAUCAUAUAUCUGACAAGGAAAAAUCGCUCAAAGACGAAAAGGAGAAAAAAUUGGAAGAAAUGAAGGAAGAUGUCAAUGCAAAGGUAGAAGAAAUAAAAGGAGAUCUAGUCGAUAAAAUUGAAGAAUCAAAAAAGACUGUUGAAGAAAAGAUGUCUGAAAUGGAAAAAUCUGUUACUGAGAAGAGCGAAAACAAACUCGACGAAUUCAACGAAAAGCUUGGGAGUACUCUUGAGAAAUCUGAUGCUGCUUUGGGUAGUAUCGAGAAAACUGUUGAUGAACUUACUCAUAUUAUAAGCGAUACCAAAGAACAAAUUGGAGAUUCAGCAACAAAAGAUGUGGAAGAAACAGUUAAAGAAAUCGAGAAGAUGGAAAAAGUAGCUAAUAUUCCUACAGAGGACUUCAAAAGUCUCAAGGAUGAUAUUUCGGGUAUAAUUCAUGAUUCAGGACUUGAACCUUCGAAAGAGUCAGCCAAAAACAUUGCUCAAGAAUCCAAGGCUUCCCAUGAUACUGUGAAGGAGCAUCUGAUAGAGAAAGCCCAGCCAACUUCUAUUGAGGAGAAGAAACUAAAAGAUGAGACUUCUGAAUCAGAACAUGGUAAAGACUCUUUACUGAGUAGGUUAGAAACGAAGGCUGAGAAUAUGAUCAACUCCUAUACUGACGAAAUAAAGGAUACCCUCUCUGGAACUGCAGAAGAAGAUGCCAAAAUGUCAUUUGAAUCAAUAAAGCAUGAUAUUGAUGUGAAAGAUAUGGAAAAAGAAAUGUCAGAGUUGAUCGAUGCAGAAAGCAAAACUGCACAAUCUGUGAUAAGUGAAAUUUCUAAUAUAGUGAAAGAAGAAAUAGAUAGUUCUUUGAAAGAUCUCGGUGGAGCAGAGAAGACCAUAGCACAAGAAGUAGCAAAAAAAUCGUCCGAUAUAUCAGAGUCCUUAAAAUCAAUGGUUGACACUGGCCACUCUGUCAAAGAAGAAACCAAAAGUACGAUCAAAGACUUGGGUUCAACGAUUGCUGAAAAAUCUGAGGAAUUAGUAGAAAAAAGUAAAGGAGAAAUUGAGAAAAAAAUUUCUGAUGUGAAAACAGAAGUGGAAGGGACCAAGACUGCCAUUAUUGAGAAGGCUGAAAGUGUAUCAAAAGACAUCAAAGAUACCAAGGAUAAAGUGGAGGAAACAUUCAGUGAAACCAAAGAAACUGUAGAAGCAAGUAUAUGUAGUAUUAAGCAGGAUCUCGAGAAAGAGAAAGACGCUCUCGUUAGUGCAGGGAAAGAAAUAGAAUCAGAAGUCAAACAUGCCGUUGAAGAUGUAUUUGAUGCCGGUAAAAAACUAUUUGGAGGGCUUUUCGGAAGCAAGAAAUCCAAGGAUGAGAAAAAGACUAAGGAAGCAGAGAAAAUAUUAACAGAUACAAAGGUUGAUAAAGAAGACAGUACGCAAAGUUGUAUACAGAAAGAUAACAGGGUCACUUCAGAACUGUCUGGAUGUAUUUCUUCAGAUGGCAGUGAUGAAAAAUGUGAGGUUGUAGUUAAGGAUAAAUGUGAUGUGAUGGGAACUCUAGGAUUAGGUAAAUCUGGUGAUAUUUCAGAGACUUGUGAUAUUAGCAAAGGUGAUGUACAAACCCAUUUAGGCUUAGACGUUAGUCAAGAAAAGAAAUUAUCUAUAUCAGAUGUUGAAAUUUUCGUUGAUGAAAAAGGUGAAGAUUCCAGCACGACUCACGAUAAAAAGACUGACAAAAAAGAUCAAAAAGAAGACAAAAGUAAGGUAGAAAUCGUCACGAAGGAAGGAUUAGAUGAUAAACCUCAUAUCAAAGCUGAGGAUUCAGAAGUCGGUACUGUUUCAUCACAUGAAUCUGAAAUCGAAAAACAUAUCACAGAUGUGCCUAGAAAAGAGCUAUCUUCUCAAGAUGUCCAAAGUGUCACAUCUACCAUCAACGCCCAGAAGCCGCCCUUUGGUAGUGAUAAGGUCAGCGAUAGUGAGGAUGAUUUCACCUCACAACUACAUCACAAAAUGUCCGAGCAGAUGGAUCCUAUGAUGAUGUCGUUUUACGGUGCUCUACCAGAUGACGACAGGGACGCGGAUGACGGAGAUGACCUUUCAGGAAGAUCUGAAGUGCCACUCACGCAUCUGCACGAUCUGACCAAGGCUAAGUUUGAUGGCAAGAAGUUCAGUGCCGCUACGGGAGGUCUAGAAUUUCCUGCUCAAGAUCCGAUGACGUCGAGCUUUUACGGAGAAUUACCAAGUGAUAAGGAGGAUAAGGAUCCGAUUGAAGCUUGGGGAAAACCACUGGGUCUACCAAGUCCUGCUCCUCCAAACGAAAAAAGCACGCCGAAGAAAGAAAGGAAGCUACCUUCAAACGUUAUGGCCAAGAAUAGAAUAAAUGAUGACAGGGCAAGGUCGGAGUCUCCUUCUAAGAAUAAGAAGAAGAUAAAUCCUGUGUACGUUGACCUCACCUAUGUCCCCCAUCAUGGAAAUUCGAACUACGCCUACGUCGAUUUCUUCAAAAAAGUCAGGGCGAGGUAUUACGUUUUCUCUGGAAUUGAACCUAGUCGAGAGGUCUACAACGCACUUCUUGAAGCAAAGCAGACGUGGGAGGAUAAAGAUUUAGAAGUGACCAUCAUCCCAACUUAUGACACCGAUGUGCUGGGCUACUGGGUAGCUGAGAACGAAGAAUUGCUGACUAAAUACAAGAUCGAUCUAUCACCGUCAGCCAGCCGAUGUACCAUAAAUCUGCAAGACCAUGAAACGUCAUGUUCAGCCUAUCGCUUAGAAUUCUAAAGCACCGUUUCCCCAAUCAGCAAACUUGGUUUCUACAAACGCUCUUUUCAAAAUUGAACGCAACGAACCGUGGUACGAAACUGGCCAAAAAAAGAAACACUGAAUCCAUCUCUGAAACGUCCAUUUUAAUACCAUAAUUUAAAGCCAAGGUAUACCAUAUAUCUUCCUCGUUUGUACCUCCUUGUAAAAGAUAUUUAUCCUAAUCUAAAGCAGUCUUCACACGCCUAGCAUAGACCCAAGUUUAAAAGUUAGGUAGUUUUGAGAAUUUAAUCGUUGGAUGCCAUAGACUGGUUUUUCAAGAAAGGGCAAACCAAAUUUAGAAUACUUUGAAUUUAUCGAAACACUUGAUGUUGUGAACUUCAGUGUUAAACUGCGACUGUGGAGUCGAUUCUUAAAUUUUGAACAUUAGAAUAGAAUCAAUUCGAAAUUUAAACUUUAAGCUAUAAAGAUCAAUAGCUUAGAUUGCAAGAAAUAAUUAAAUAGAUAGCAUUAACAACAAUAGACAAUCUUCCUCGCAUAAUUUUAAACAUUUUUAUUUCAUCCAAUUAGCACCGUUUUCAUUGAUCCUUAUGUUUUGUUGAAUGCUCGUGCUAUAUAAUUAUUUCUUUCGCUUUGAAUGUUACAUUUUACUGUGUAAUAUAAUUUUAUGUUAUCUAGUUCCUCAUAUCUUACCUGCGUAUAUUUCUGAAUAACCCAAUGAAUUUUACCAACAACUAAAGGGCCUAUCAAUACUUGUUUGUUUAUGUUUGAGCCUCCGGAAGAAUUACUGUUGUUUGUAACUAGCCUCUUUUUCUUUGAGUUGAACCAACGUGCAAAAAACGAAUUCCCAUACAUACAAGUGCCACUUAUAGAUUAAAAAUGAAGGAAACACGGAAAAUAUCGGAUUAUUUUACCAAAAAAAUUGCUUGAACCAACGGACUAGAAGCGCAUUUUUAAUAUACAUAAAUUAUACAUAUAGUGGUUUGGACAUAACUGUAAAAAUUGUUUCUUGCAUGAUUAAGUGUGGUUGAACUCAAGAAAAACUAAUGAAUUUUUGUGAUCGAGCUUUUGAAUGGUACACAAUACAAUAAAUUAAAUAUUGUUGACUAUAUAUGUAAGUUGGUGCUAUAAGAAGUUUGCCUUGAAAGGUUUUUCACAAUAAUAUGUGCGACACCUGGUUUGUAGAAAAUUUUCAAAUUGGAAAAAGGUUUUGGGCUUAUCUCCAUAUUGACUCUCUCUUCCUAUGAAUUACCCAAGAUUUAAGCAGGUACUUAAAGAAUGAAAUGAGAAAAAAACUGAAAACAAGGGAGAUGAGAAUAAAUUGAAGAUUAGCCUGUAAGGUUUCGUAUCUACAGACGGAAUAGAAUAAUUCAUUACAGUUUUAUAAUCACCCACAAUCAACUAAUCGUAUUUAUUUUUCCGAUCAAUUAAUUUUUAAUUUAUGAUACUAUAUUUAUUUUUAAGCGCACACAUUGAUGGCUUGAUCUAUUCCUGUAGAUACGGUUGACGAAGAAGUGUAACUUUAUAUUUUGUUGGAAAAACAUGUAAGUCACUUAAAUUUUUCUAAGUAUAUUAUGAAAUCAUAUAGCUUCUAGUCAAAGUCCUAUCCUUUAGCUUAAAAAUGUUAGGAGUAAUAUAUAUUCAAUUGCAUUUAAUGUAUGGGACAUGUAUGAGAAUAAAGAGUAUGUAAUAAUAAUAA
Molecule: messenger RNA, 16100 nt
Organism: Coccinella septempunctata (seven-spotted ladybird)
Lineage: Eukaryota; Metazoa; Arthropoda; Insecta; Coleoptera; Coccinellidae
Gene: futsch
Product: microtubule-associated protein futsch
Exons: 8
Coding region: 326-14422 (4698 amino acids)
Biological process (GO): regulation of microtubule depolymerization; microtubule cytoskeleton organization; axonogenesis
Cellular component (GO): synapse; neuronal cell body; dendrite
Molecular function (GO): actin binding; microtubule binding
Source: RefSeq, a predicted model, not a curated record